Molecule: messenger RNA, 2153 nt
Organism: Trichomycterus rosablanca
Lineage: Eukaryota; Metazoa; Chordata; Actinopteri; Siluriformes; Trichomycteridae
Gene: ift52
Product: intraflagellar transport 52 homolog (Chlamydomonas)
Exons: 14
Coding region: 318-1628 (436 amino acids)
Biological process (GO): cilium assembly; intraciliary transport
Cellular component (GO): cilium; centriole; intraciliary transport particle B
Source: RefSeq, a predicted model, not a curated record
CGUCCAUGGCUACUGUUGCGCUUUAGAUGUUACCCACAAUGCACGGCGAGGAGGUUGAUACCUAGUGGGUACGAUUUUUAUUUAAAUAAAUAUAAUUAUUGUAAUAAUCUAAUGAUGAGUUCUGGAUUGUAAUGUGUAAUAACUCAGAACUGUUCGAGCAGUGACCGACUCGCACUGCUGGUUACCCUUAUGGAUCCGUUAGCUGCUAACUGACUAGCAUUAGCCAACUAGCUAGGUACUUGUGAAGAGAGUGACAUUCCUCAUCACAGUUUAUUAAAUGUCGUGUUCAGAUAGAACGGAAAGCUGAUGAAUGCAAGAUGGAGAAGGAAACACGGAGCACUAUUAUUUUUAACUCCUCUAAAAGAGAACUGUUCACUGCUAACACCGGCUACAAGUCCCUACAGAAGAGACUGAGGACACAGUGGAAGAUUCAGAGCAUUAAAGAGGAAAUCACUGCAGAGAAACUGCAUGGUGUAAAGCUGUGGAUUACUGUCGGCCCUCGAGAGAAGUUUACUGAGGCAGAGUUGCAAGUCCUGAAGCAAUACCUCCAUGGUGGUGGGAAUAUUCUUGUGAUGCUCGGAGAAGGAGGAGAAGUAAAAAAUGGCACAAAUAUCAACUUCCUUCUGGAGGAGUUUGGUAUCAUGGUGAACAGCGAUGCUGUCGUGAGAAACGUUUAUUACAAAUACUUCCACCCCAAAGAAGCACUCGUGUCCAACGGCGUCCUUAACAGGGAAAUCAGCCGUGCUGCCGGCAAAGCGGUAACGGGGGUGAUUGAUGAUGAAAGUCCUGCCAACAAUACACAGGCUCUUACUUUUGUGUACCCGUAUGGAGCCACGCUGAGUGUCAUUAAGCCUGCUGUGGCGGUUCUGUCCACCGGCUCUGUGUGCUUCCCUCUCAACAGACCUGUUCUGGCCCUCUCUCACAUCGGGAAAAAUGCAGGCAAGUUGGGAGUGCUGGGCUCAUGCCACAUGUUUAGUGACCAGUACCUGGACAAGGAGGAGAACAGUAAAAUAAUGGAUGUUGUGUUUCAAUGGCUGAUGACUGAAAACAUUCAUCUUAACCAAAUAGACGCUGAAGAUCCAGAGAUUACAGAUUACACCAUGCUGCCAGAUACUGGAUUUCUAUCUGAACGUCUGAGAGUGUGUCUUCAAGAGGGCGACGAGCCACCACGAGACUUCACCUCUCUUUUCGACAUGUCUGUCUUUAGGCUGUCCACAGACUCCCUCCCCAGUGUUAUUAGUUCCUACAAGCAGUUGAACGUCAAGCAUGAGCCGCUGCAGUUGAUCACGCCGCAGUUUGAAACGCCGCUACCACCUCUGCAACCUGCUGUCUUCCAGCCUGUCUUCAAGGUCCUGCCCCCUCCCAUGCUUGACCUCUUUGACCUUGACGAGACCUUCUCAUCUGAAAAAGUGCGACUUGCUCAGCUUUCGAACAAAUGCACUGAUGAUGAUCUUGAGUUUUAUGUGCGGAAAUGCGGAGACAUCUUGGGGGUUACGGGCAAGUUAGACAAAGACAACAGAGAUGCCAAAUACAUCCUGGAGCACAUCUUUUUUCAGGUGGUGGAGUUUAAAAAACUGAAUCAGGAGCAUGAUGUAGACACAGCACAGACAGGGUUUUCUCCUUUCUGAAGCUAUAACUUCAACUGUAUCCAUGCACAACAAAACCGAAUACAGAUCUACCAACACUUUAAAUCUUAUUAAUUUAAUCGUAUGAUUUCACUGGGAAACACUUGCUGCAAGGCAGGAAUAUCCUGGCCACGUCAUCGCACAGCUUCAGGCAUAUUUCUUAGACAUAGCCUAUUAUGUCUGUAUAGACACCUGGCCGGCAGAUAGAUUCACAGCUAAGAUUCAAAUCCUGGUUUUAGCAGUGGUAGGUUAGUGUAAUAGAACUCUGUACCACCCAAGUGCUCAUUUACAUACAGACAUCACUGGCUGUGUUAAAAGAGGUGGAUGACCGAGGCCCCGCGUCCAGGGUGUUUUACUGCACAGCAUCCAAUGAUUCUGGGGAUUCAGAUAUGUUAAAAACAUGCAUACAGGCUUGAAUGUAAAUAGUCUGUCCAUACUUUCCUGUACAAUUAAAUGUUUAUAUUCCUGAGCAGAUGAUAUGUAGAGGUUUUAAAUUCUAAAUAAACUUUUUUAACUCUUUCCUUCAAA